Molecule: messenger RNA, 3120 nt
Organism: Vespa mandarinia (Asian giant hornet)
Lineage: Eukaryota; Metazoa; Arthropoda; Insecta; Hymenoptera; Vespidae
Product: cuticle protein 18.6-like
Cellular component (GO): extracellular matrix
Source: RefSeq, a predicted model, not a curated record
GGCUACGAACUGAAAGAAAAAAAAUAAUUUGUUAGAAUAAUUUCAAAUUUCGCUCUAACGUUCAAACUUAAAAAUUGGACAUAGAUGUUUGUAAAACAAGAGCCGUAUCGAUCCUCUACCCACCUUGAAGGCCAUUGUUGAAUAGACUCGGUUUGUUUGGAUCGACUAAGCGACUGAUGAUGUCCAACGUUGAUUCCCGCUGGUUUAUAUACUCGAGUUCGCACGGUUACUCUUUCCCCCACUAUUACUUUCGGCCUACCAAACUUUGAAAGUUCGGCAAAGUUAAUAUCGACUGAAGUCAACCACACUUGAACUUGGUUAGUUCAAAUCUCUUAUGAUCUAUGUACUUGUAUAUAUUAUUUUCGAAAGCAUUAAAAAUCUAUGGAUGUCUAAAAAAUUAGUAUAAUCUUCUAAUGUCCUAUGAGUUUAUAUUGUUCUUUAUCGAUGAAAUGAUCAUUGAUAAUUAGUUGAAGUAUCUUCUAAAUAGAAAAUAUAGACAUAUUAUAAUAAAAAAAAAACUUGUAGAUAAUUCGAUAUCUUUAAAAAACAUUGAAAAAUAUUAGACAUUAACUUAUAUUUUUAAUUUUUCACGUUUUCUGCAAUAGAUUCUGUUUUAAUUCUACAUAAUUUAUAUCGAAAUAGGAAUUUCAUCAAAAAUGAAAAGAUUAAAAUUAUAUUAUAUAACACUGAAAUUUUAUACUAACUAUUUUAUAAUUUGUAACAUAGUUUUCUUAACUUAUUAUGAAAAUGCACAUAUUAAAAAACGCAACAUAUUUCCAUAAAAAAUUACAAAUUUUGUAGAACAAAUAAAUAAAAAAUACAGUGUUAUAUAUUAUAAUAUUACGGUAUUAUUUCUUUCUAAUUUCUUUGCAUUUGACAGCAAAAAAAUCAAAAGGAUAUCCAUUCUUUGUCUCUCACUAAGUUUCAAGUCUGGUGCCACGUAUCAAAAAUCGUGAACGAUGGUGCGUCGCGAAAGUUUCGAAGGAAACGUGUCAGCCAGUAUGUCCUGAACAGCGAACUACUUCUUCGAUUGCGUCAUAUCUAACGUUACAGCCGGCGGGACCACGAGAAAUAAGUGGAGCACUUUCAUAAAGAAAAGAUAGGUGGGCUGCCGAAUCAGUGGUACGCCCCGAUCGAUUGACAGCCCGUGGCAAUCGAAAAUCGUAUCGUACCAAUCGAAAAUCAAGAUUUUGCUGGUUCACCGUCUUUUGUCAUAGCAAUACGCCCAGGAAGAUUCAAGAAACUUUGAUCUUAAUGCGAGGAGAUAGUUUUAGAUCCAUUUAGAUCACAUUACGUUCUUUCUAUAUCCGCAUAUGUUAAAUCGGAUAAGCAUGCAUGACUUUCUUUUUUCUUACGAGUAUCGCAACGAACAAAUAAGAAUUUGAUCAAAUUUUUAAAAAAUUCGUAAAGAAUGAUAUGUAACAGGUAUGACAAUAUAUCCAUAUAUGGAUCCGGAUCCACUUCGAUCGAGUCCUUUGUCCUAUGCUUUUUUUCUGUUUUGCAUUAAUUAAAAAAAGAGCAGACGGCUUUGAUUUUACCAAGUAUGGGGAUACUCAAGGUCGAAGAAGGAAGUUUAUGGGCCACUAACCGACGACGAGCCAUAUACCGGAUAUACUUCGUUACAGUUAAAUACCAAAGCAUCAUUGCUUUUAACUCAUCUAAUAGAAUAGAUUGUAGCUACGUAUUGCAUCUAAAGUAUAUAUCUGGAGAUUUCAAUGAGUGCAAUUGCAAAGGAAAUGAACAUUUCAUCAAAGUUUCUCCGAUAAACAACUUGUAUGAAGGAGAAAGUGGAAUGUAGAACAUGUUACGAGGGUAAAAAGAAAUGACAGAUAGUUUGAAAGUAGGGUCAAAAUGGAAAGACAAAGGAUAGAUUGGUAAAUGGAUACCUUGAUAAACGGAUUGAAUGACAAGGUCAGAAAGAAAGGCGAGACUUGGCAGAGAAGUCUACGGUAUAAUUAAGUAACUUGUAGCAAGGACGUGGCCCAGUCCGAAACGAUGGUUCCUCCAUGGUGCCGAUGAUCCAACGAUCACCGGCUGGUCGUGCAUUGGGCGUGGUCUGAUUUCUUGCUCAAUUUCGCGUUGCUCCGUGGCCGCGAAUCGGUUGACCGUCGUAAGAACCGUCACCCGGUUACGUCAGCAGCCCCGUGAGCCCUGCUCCGUCGAGUAUAAAAGCCGAAAACCAUCCAUCCAUAGCAUCAUUCGCAUCACAAACUACCAGAUCGACAGAUCUACCAAUCCACUCGAAGAACAAUGGCCUUCAAGUUCGUAGCCUUCGCCACCCUCGUGGCCGCCGCUAAUGCUGGUUUGAUCCCAGCCUCCCCUGUAGCUUAUGCUACGGCUCCAGUAGCUGCAGUGGCUCCAGUAGCUGCAGUGGCUCCAGUAGCUAAAGCUGUAGUAGCCAAAGCCGUUGAUGCUGACUACGAUCCGCAUCCCCAAUAUAGCUACGCUUACGAUGUGCACGACAGUCUAACUGGUGAUGCUAAGAACCAACAGGAGACUCGUGACGGCGAUGUCGUUCAGGGUAGCUACUCUCUUCUCGAAGCUGAUGGCUCCAGACGCACCGUUGACUAUACCGCUGAUCCUGUAAAUGGAUUCAAUGCCGUUGUACGCAAAGAACCCGCUACCGUCGCCGUUAAAGCCGUAGCUGCUGCUCCAGUAGCUCACGUUGCAACCCCAAUCGCCCACGCCGCUCCUCUGACUUACGCCACACACGUCACAGCUCCCGUUGCUCAUACUGCUCCCCUUGCUUACGCCGCACCAGUAUCCAAACUCGCUGCAGCCCCCGUCGCCCAUGUUGCUCCUCUCGCUUAUGCCGCACCUGUCGCCAAAUUCGCCGCUCCUCUCACUUACGCCGCACCCGUAGCCAAACUUGCAACCCCCGUCACGUACGCACAAGCAGCCCCGGCCUACUAUCAUUGAACUGAUCUCUGAACUCAUCUCUUGUUAGGAACAAUGUUUGAUCAAUAAAUUUGUUUUUUUUAGCAACUAUAUAAAAAAAUUGCCUUUCUCUUUAGAUCUUUGUAUUGCCUCUUUACUUUAUCCUCAUAUUUUCUCAUAUUUAAUAUUCUCUUUUUGUCAUAAAAAAAACAGUUAUGUUUAUCAAAAGUUUUACGACUUUAA